Molecule: messenger RNA, 7896 nt
Organism: Acanthopagrus latus (yellowfin seabream)
Lineage: Eukaryota; Metazoa; Chordata; Actinopteri; Spariformes; Sparidae
Gene: cad
Product: carbamoyl-phosphate synthetase 2, aspartate transcarbamylase, and dihydroorotase
Exons: 44
Coding region: 338-7042 (2234 amino acids)
Biological process (GO): 'de novo' pyrimidine nucleobase biosynthetic process; L-glutamine metabolic process; UTP biosynthetic process
Cellular component (GO): cytoplasm; cytosol
Molecular function (GO): ATP binding; dihydroorotase activity; aspartate carbamoyltransferase activity
Source: RefSeq, a predicted model, not a curated record
UUACCGGUCCAGGCUGCGGGCCGACUUCCACACUGCUGGCGGCGUGUGUGGAACACUUUGCCCGCACCGUCCCGUCCGAACAAGCGGAAAAUUAUAUAACUAAACUCGCUUUUUCGGGUUUUUGUUUCCUAAUUUGCUCCGUAUUCAUUGAGACGCUGACAGUGAGCUGCUCGGCGGUCAAAUUUGCUCUCCAUCGGUAGUUUUUGCUCAGACUCAACCACGUCCCCUGCCUCCUCGCGCGGCGUGUGUUUCACGUGGCAACCGGGGCUCGUCACUAUUUUGAAUCAUCCACCAGUUUUCCGGUUGCAGCGGUCAGCAUUAGAUAUUUGAAUUAAAAAUGGCAACGACGGGAAGCUUGGUCCUAGAGGACGGGACGACGUUCAAAGGCCUCCUUUUUGGUGCCAAUGUUUCGGUGUCGGGUGAAGUUGUGUUUCAGACGGGCAUGGUGGGCUACCCCGAGGCUCUCACUGACCCGUCCUACCACUGCCAGCUGCUGACACUCACUUACCCUCUGGUCGGCAACUAUGGCACACCGAAAGACGAGGAAGGAGAGUUUGGACUGAGCAAGUGGUUUGAGUCAUCAAAGAUCCACGCUGCAGCGCUGAUCAUUGGCGAGCUGGCCGAUAGUCCCAGCCACUGGAGCUCAGUCAAGUCACUGGACCAGUGGCUCAAAGAGCAAGGUGUUCCUGGAUUGCAAGGAAUUGACACCCGUUGUCUGACCAAAAAAAUCAGAGAGAAGGGCACCAUGUUAGGGAAGCUGGUUGUGGACGGAACCCCUGAGGACAGUAUUCCUUUUGAUAACCCGGACCACAGGAACCUGGUCCAGGAGGUCUCCAUGAAGGAGCCCAGAGUUUUCAACCCCACCGGUAGUUUGCGGAUCACUGUGGUCGACUGCGGUAUCAAAUACAACCAGAUCCGCUGCCUGGCUCAGAGAGGAGCCCGUGUCACUGUCGUACCUUGGGACCAUCCACUAGAUAGCGCAGAUUUUGAUGGUUUGUUCAUCAGUAACGGCCCUGGAGAUCCUCAGCUCUGUCAGAACACCAUCAACAACGUGAGGAAGGUGGUCUGUGUAGAACACCCCAAGCCAGUUUUCGGUAUUUGUCUCGGGCACCAGCUCCUCUCUUUAGUCAUCGGAUCGAAGACCUACAAGAUGAAGUACGGUAACCGUGGCCACAACCAGCCGUGCAUCCACAAGGGAACAGAUCGCUGCUACAUCACCAGUCAGAACCAUGGGUUCGCUGUCGACCCCGACACCCUGCCUAAAGACUGGGAUGUCCUCUUUACCAACGCCAAUGAUCAUACCAAUGAGGGAAUCGUACACAACACAAAACCACUGUUCAGUGUUCAGUUCCACCCAGAGCACAUGGCCGGACCCACAGACCUGGUCAGCUUGUUUGAUAUCUUCCUUGAAACUGUGAAAGACCACAAGGAGGGCAGCACUACCAGAUCUGUGAAGCAGCGUCUGAUGGAUCACCUCACCUACCAGGAUUCUCCAAAGUCUGAAGAGGUACAUCGACCCCGGAAGGUCCUCAUCCUGGGCUCUGGAGGACUGUCCAUCGGCCAGGCUGGGGAGUUCGACUAUUCUGGCUCCCAGGCUAUCAAGGCUCUCAAGGAAGAGAAUAUCCAGACUGUGCUGAUCAACCCCAAUAUCGCCACUGUCCAGACCUCCAAGGGCCUGGCUGACAAAGUGUACUUCCUCCCCAUCACACCGGAGUAUGUCACUCAGGUGAUAAAGAACGAGCGUCCAGACGGUGUGCUGCUGACCUUCGGUGGUCAGACGGCUCUGAAUUGCGGUGUAGAGCUGACGAAGCUUGGCAUCCUGGAGAAAUAUGCAGUAAAGGUUCUGGGAACACCGGUGGCCUCCAUCGAGAUGACUGAAGACAGGAAGAUCUUUGUGGAGAAAAUGGAAGAGAUCAAUGAACACGUCGCUCCCAGUGAGGCGGCGCUGUCUGUGGAGCAGGCACUGGCAGCUGCAGAACGUAUAGGCUACCCUGUUCUGGUUCGUUCAGCGUUCGCUCUCGGCGGUCUGGGCUCGGGCUUUGCCAACAACAGAGAAGAGCUGACCUCUCUGGUGACAUCAGCCUUCGCCCAUACCUCCCAGGUGCUGGUGGACAAAUCCCUGAAAGGCUGGAAGGAGAUCGAGUACGAGGUGGUCCGCGAUGCCUACGACAACUGUAUCACUGUGUGUAAUAUGGAGAAUAUUGACCCUCUGGGCAUCCAUACUGGAGAAUCCAUCGUGGUGGCACCCAGUCAGACGCUCAAUGACCACGAAUACAACAUGCUGAGGAACACAGCCAUCAAAGUCAUCAGACACCUCGGCAUUGUAGGAGAGUGUAACAUCCAGUACGCUCUGAACCCAGAGUCUGAACAGUACUACAUCAUCGAGGUGAAUGCACGUCUGUCAAGAAGUUCGGCCCUCGCCAGUAAGGCGACAGGUUACCCUCUCGCCUACGUAGCGGCUAAACUGGGCCUGGGGAUCCCGCUGCCACUGCUCAAGAAUUCUGUGACCAACUCCACAACAGCCAACUUUGAGCCGAGUUUGGACUACUGUGUGGUGAAGGUGCCUCGCUGGGAUCUCAGCAAGUUCCUCAGGGUCUCCACCAAGAUUGGCAGCUCCAUGAAGAGUGUCGGGGAGGUGAUGGCUAUUGGCCGUAGCUUUGAGGAGGCCUUCCAGAAAGCCCUGAGGAUGGUGGAUGAGAACUGUGUUGGCUUUGACCACACCAUCAAGCCCGUCUCUGAAAAGGAGCUGCAGAUUCCGACAGAUAAGCGCAUCUUUGUAUUGGCGUCCGCAUUCAGAGCCGGCUACACAGUGGACCAGCUGUACGAGCUCACCAAGAUCGACCGCUGGUUCCUGCACAAGAUGAAGAACAUCACCGAUCACGAGCGACUGCUGGAGACCUACAACCAGGAUGAGAGUGCCAUGCCUCCAGAGGUGAUGCGGAAGGCCAAGCAGCUGGGCUUCUCAGACAAGCAGAUAGCAUUAGCUGUGCAGAGCACAGAGCUGGUAGUGAGAAAGCUGCGUCAUGAUUGGUCUAUCCUGCCCGUAGUAAAGCAGAUUGAUACGGUGGCAGCCGAAUGGCCCGCCCACACAAACUACCUGUACCUAACCUACCAUGGCACCGAGAACGACCUGCAGUUCAACGACCAGCAUGUCAUGGUGAUCGGCUCGGGGGUUUACCGCAUCGGCAGCAGUGUGGAGUUUGAUUGGUGUGCGGUCGGGUGCAUCACUGAGCUCAGGAAGAUGGGUUAUAAGACCAUCAUGGUGAACUACAACCCGGAGACAGUCAGCACAGACUACGACAUGUGUGACCGCCUCUACUUUGAUGAGAUCUCCUUUGAGGUGGUGAUGGAUAUCUACGAGAGAGAGAACCCAGAGGGAGUGAUCCUCUCUAUGGGAGGCCAGCUGCCCAACAACAUCGCCAUGUCACUGCACCGCCAGCAGUGCCGCAUCCUGGGAACUUCACCUGAGUUCAUCGACAGUGCCGAGAACAGGUUCAAGUUCUCCCGUAUGUUGGACACCAUCGGGAUCAGCCAGCCGCAGUGGAAGGAGCUGUCGGACACUGAGUCUGCUAUGAAGUUUUGUGAGACUGUGGGUUAUCCAUGCCUGGUCCGUCCUUCCUACGUUCUCAGUGGGGCAGCCAUGAACGUCGCCUACAGUGACAGUGACCUCGAGAAAUACCUGAGCAGCGCUGUAGCUGUGUCAAAGGAAUACCCCGUCGUCAUCUCCAAAUUCAUUCAGGAGGCCAAGGAGAUAGAUGUAGACGCUGUGGCCUGUGAUGGGGUAGUGAUGGCCAUUGCGGUGUCUGAACACGUGGAGAACGCUGGCGUUCACUCUGGUGACGCCACACUGGUGACACCGCCUCAGGAUCUCAACCCGAAGACUAUUGAGAGGAUCAAGAUGAUCGUCCAUGCCAUCGGCCAGGAGCUGCAGGUCACCGGACCUUUCAACCUGCAGCUGAUAGCAAAGGACGACCAACUGAAGGUGAUCGAGUGCAACGUCCGAGUCUCCCGCUCCUUCCCCUUCAUAUCCAAGACACUGGGCGUGGACCUUGUUGCCGUGGCGACUCAGGCCAUUAUGGGGGAGGAAAUGGAGCCUGUGGGCCUAAUGAGAGGAAAAGGGAUUGUAGGAGUCAAGGUUCCUCAGUUUUCCUUCUCUCGGCUGGCCGGAGCUGACGUGGUGCUCGGGGUGGAGAUGACUAGCACUGGUGAGGUGGCCUGUUUCGGGGAGAACAGAUACGAGGCAUACCUUAAAGCCAUGCUCUCCACGGGCUUCAAGAUCCCCAAAAAGAACAUCCUGCUCUCUAUCGGCAGCUAUAAGAAUAAGAGCGAGCUGCUGCCCACCGUGCAGACUUUGGAGUCCCUGGGUUACGACCUGUACGCAAGUUUGGGGACUGCGGACUUCUACACAGAACAUGGAGUCAAGGUGAAAGCUGUUGAUUGGCCGUUUGAGGAGGAUGACAGCGUGUGUCCCACUAAAGAGAAGCAGCGCAGCAUCAUGAACUACUUGGAGGAAAACCACUUCGAUCUGGUCAUCAACCUCUCCAUGAGGAACAGCGGAGGUCGCAGGCUCUCCUCCUUCGUCACCAAAGGCUACAGAACGAGACGCAUGGCCGUUGAUUACUCUGUCCCCCUCAUCAUCGACAUCAAGUGCACCAAACUCUUUGUGCAGGCUCUCCAUCAGAUUGGUAGGACUCCACCUGUGAAGACUCACGUCGACAGCAUGACUUCCCAGACGCUGGUCCGUCUACCUGGUCUGAUUGAUGUGCAUGUUCACCUGCGGGAGCCUGGAGCCACACAUAAGGAGGAUUUCUCCUCUGGUACAGCAGCUGCUCUGGCAGGAGGCGUGACCAUGGUGUGUGCAAUGCCUAAUACUUCCCCUGCCAUCACUGACGCCAGCACUCUGGCCCUGGUACAGAAGCUGGCCAAAGCAGGCUGUCGCUGUGACUACGCCUUGUAUGUGGGCGCUGCUUCAGACAACGCAGCCAUCCUGCCAUCCAUCGGCAGCCAGGCUGCCGGCCUGAAGAUGUAUCUGAACGACACGUACUCCACCCUCAAGAUGGACAACGUCUCUCUCUGGAUGGAGCACUUUGAGAAGUGGCCCAAACAGAUGCCCAUCGUUGCUCAUGCUGAGAAGCAGACAGUGGCUGCAAUCCUGAUGGUGGCCCAGCUCUACCAGCGGCCCGUCCACAUCUGCCAUGUGGCCAAAAAGGAGGAGAUUCUGAUCAUCCGAGCAGCAAAGCAAAAGGGCAUCCAGGUCACGUGUGAGGUGGCACCUCAUCAUCUCUUCCUCUGUGAGGAAAAUGUGCCAGAGAUCGGCGAUGGACGGGCGCAGGUCCGACCCAUGCUGGGAACACACGAGGACAUGGAGGCUCUCUGGGAAAACCUGGACAUCAUCGACUGCUUUGCCACAGACCACGCUCCCCACUCUGUAGAGGAGAAGAGCAGCGAUCAUCCUCCUCCCGGUUACCCCGGCCUGGAGACAAUGCUGCCACUGCUGCUGACCGCUGUCAGUGAUGGACGUCUUACUCUGGAUGACAUCAUCAAACGUCUCUAUGACAACCCACGCCGGAUCUUCAACUUGCCUGUCCAGGACAACACCUAUGUGGAGGUGGACUUGGAGCAGGAGUGGGUUAUCCCUCAGGCCAUGCAGUUCACUAAGUCAAAGUGGACCCCAUUCCAGGGUCUGAAGGUGAAGGGUAAAGUCCGCCGUGUGGUUCUGCGUGGAGAGGUGGCCUACAUCGAUGGCCAGGUGUUGGUGCCUCCAGGUUACGGUGAAGAUGUGAAGACUUGGCCGACCGCUUCGAUCCCUCCUCCUGAACCUGUUAAAGAAUGUCCCAUGACUCCAGAGCACCCUCGUCCAACUCCUCCCUGGGAAGGCCCGGUCCGAACCCGCGCGCCCAGCCCGCGACGAUCUGCAGGAGAGGGCCGCUACCUGCUGCCACCUCGUGUCCACCGCUCAUCUGAUCCUGGACUACCACCAGAGAUGGUUAUGCUCCCACCAGCUGGUGCUGGUGACGGUUACAGCCACCCUCCUCCUCUGUCCAGGCUGCUGUCUCCUCAGUCAGGACCGGGACUGUUACCUGCUGGACAGGUGUCUCAUAUCCAGACCUCUCCUCUGCUCCACGCGCUGGUGGGCCAGCACAUCCUGUCUGUACGGCAGUUCAGCAAAGAGCAGAUCUCGCACCUCUUUAACGUUGCCCACACGUUACGUUUGAUGGUUCAGAAGGAGCGAAGCUUGGACAUCCUGAAGGGUAGAGUUAUGGCGUCCAUGUUCUACGAGGUCAGCACUCGCACCAGCAGCUCCUUCGCCGCAGCCAUGCAACGUCUUGGCGGCUCGGUCGUUCACUUCAGUGAAGCCACCUCGUCGUCACAGAAAGGAGAAUCUCUGGCUGACUCUGUCCAGACCAUGAGCUGCUAUGCCGACGUUCUAGUGCUCCGACACCCAACGCCAGGAGCUGUAGAGAGUGCAUCACGUCAUUGCCGUAAGCCUGUGAUCAAUGCUGGAGACGGUGUGGGGGAGCAUCCCACCCAGGCCCUGCUGGACGUCUUCACCAUCAGAGAGGAGCUGGGGACGGUUAACGGCAUGACGAUAACCAUGGUUGGUGAUCUGAAACAUGGCCGCACCGUUCAUUCCCUCGCCAAACUGCUGACCCAGUACCGCAUCACGCUGCGCUAUGUGGCUCCAAAGAACCUCCACAUGCCAGCAGAGAUCAUCAGCUACGUGGCCUCAAAGGGCAUUAAACAGGAGGAGUUCGACAGCAUCGAGGAAGCUCUGCCUGACACCGACGUCCUCUACAUGACGAGGAUCCAGAAGGAGAGGUUUGCAUCUGAGGAGGAGUACAAUGCUUGUUUCGGCCAGUUCAUCCUCACUCCUCACAUCAUGACUGUAGCCAAAAAGAAGAUGGUGGUGAUGCAUCCGCUGCCCAGAGUCAAUGAAAUCAGUGCGGAGGUGGACACGGACCCGAGGGCGGCAUAUUUCCGCCAGGCAGAAAAUGGCAUGUACAUCCGCAUGGCCCUACUGGCCACAGUACUGGGCAGAUAGAUCCAUGUGCUGCAUAUAUUGUUACACCUUUAGAGUAAUAAGUGUUAGACACCAGCAAUUUCCUCCCUGAAAACUGAAUUUCUUAUUUCCAGUCCUUUACGAGGUUUUGGUAGAGGUGAAUAUAACAAUAAGAUUACAUUAAUAUGAUGCUGCUUCAGUUUGACAUACAACUUGUUUUCUUUUCACCGACACAUUUUCUGUAUUUCAUUAUAGCAACCGUAGUUUUAAGUCUUACGCACAAUAAACUUUUAUCAUAAAUCUACUUCUGAACUAAAAAGUGAUUUAGAAGCUGCUUUUGGACCAGAGAGAUUUUUUUCUGUGUUGGUUACCAGACUGUUAGUGAGCCAGCUGGAGGAGCUGAGGAACACUCCUUGGAAGAAAAUAAAAGGGCAUUUAAAUCCUGACGUUGAUGGGACUAUAAUGUGUGAUGUUAAUGAAAUGAAUGUUUUGGUAGCUGGGUCAAAUGUGCAGUCACUGUUACUAAGCUGCUGCACAGCUGUUUCCUUGUCUACCCAACCAUAGGUACAUUUAAAGGGACCAGUGAGAAUAUUCAAAGGGAGCAAAGGGAGAACAAAUGCUAGCAGUUUGGUUCAAGGGACUGCUCUACUGACCAAUAAUGAUUCAUGUUAUUCUACUGUACAACAUUCUCCUGUAACAUUCCUUUGUUUGAACAUGUAGCAGUAACUGACAAUGGAUGAAUGUUUUUUCAUGGUUGAGGGGAACUGCUGUUACUUUAUGCUGUAGCAAUUUAGGGGCUUUUUAUCAGAAUAAGUAUUAAUGUCAUUUAAAUGUUGUUGAAUGACUUUGUAUUAUGUGGAAAAAAAUAAAUAAUAAAACAACGGUUUCACAUCUGA